AUGGCUGAGUCUCUGUUGUGGCGAAGGCGGGGCGUGUCCCUGCUUGCCUCCCUUGCCAGAUGCCCCCGCUCUCGCAGGAUAGCUUCUGUUGCUCACCCUCGACAGCAGAGCACGAGUACAGCUGCGUCUGCUUCACAUAACGAUGGAAUCAACUCUUCUUCUUCAUGCCCCCCCUUCGAUACCCCCUCGUCCAAGAAAUCAUCACCGAGAUUCUCCGCCUUGAGAUCCGCGAAGCCAUUCUCGGAAUUCUUGACGGACAACUUCAAUCGCCAGCAUGAUUACCUACGGAUCAGCGUUACCGAACGCUGCAAUCUUCGAUGUUUAUACUGCAUGCCAGAGGAGGGCAUAGAGCUUUCACCCUCGGCCCGGCUUCUGACGUCACCGGAGAUUGUGUACCUAUCAUCACUCUUUGUCUCCCAGGGUGUUACCAAGAUCCGGCUGACUGGCGGGGAACCGACCGUCCGAAAAGAUAUAGUCCCCUUGAUGCAGUCGAUUGGGGACUUGCGCCGUGAUGGACUACGGGAGCUGUGCUUGACAACAAAUGGAAUUUCGUUGCAUCGGAAACUCGACCCCAUGAUAGAGGCUGGGUUGACAGGAAUAAACCUCAGUCUGGAUACUUUGGACCCAUUCCAAUUUCAAAUCAUGACUAGGAGGAAGGGGUUUGAUGCCGUGAUGAAGAGCAUCGAUCGGGUCUUGGAGAUGAACAAGAAGGGAGCGGGGAUCAAACUGAAGAUCAACUGCGUCGUGAUGCGCGGAGUCAAUGAUCGGGAGAUCCUCCCCUUCGUUGAGAUGGGGCGUGAAAGCCCUAUCGAAGUGCGCUUUAUCGAGUACAUGCCAUUUGAUGGCAACAAGUGGAAUCAAGGAAAGAUGUUUUCCUACCAGGAGAUGCUGGCGGUCAUCCGCGAAAAGUACCCAACACUGGAAAAGGUGGUGGACCAUAAGAAUGACACCAGCAAAACAUACCAAGUUCCUGGUUUUGAGGGCCGGGUCGGGUUUAUCACUAGCAUGACCCAUAAUUUCUGCGGAACCUGCAACCGACUACGCAUCACCAGUGAUGGGAACUUGAAGGUGUGUUUGUUUGGAAAUGCAGAGGUGUCGUUGCGGGAUAUCAUUCGGAAGGUGAAUAAUGACGAACCCAUCGACGAGACCGCAAUGAAGCAGUUACAACUGCUCGAAUCAGCAAAGGCAGCUGCUCGCAUCAGCGAUGAGGGUGGCUCUAUUAAUCCCAGAGAGCAAGAGCUCUUGGACAUCAUCGGCAUGGCAGUGAAACGCAAGAAGGAGAAACAUGCUGGUAUGGGAGAGUUGAAGAAUAUGAAGAACCGGCCGAUGAUUCUUAUUGGAGCUAUACUAGAUAAUGAAACGGUCAAUACUUCGAAUUCAAGACAAACUCAUAGUGAUAUGCCAGCUCUGUCUUCUCAAAGGAAUCCUUGGUCCAGGAUUCCAUUCAAUAUGCUCCCAAUGGGUGCUUCUUUAGGAAAAAUGCAAGCCCGGUUUUAUCACCGUGGGCGUAGUACUGGAUCUGAAGCCAGAUCUUCAGACCAUACCAAGAAGGCAGAGAAAGCGACAACUUCUCUCCCUACAGCCUCUGAUCCCGACCUUCCCCAUCUGACCCCAUCUCAGACUGUCCACAUGACGCAAAUCACCGAGAAGCCUGUCACCCCUCGACUUGCCACCUCCAGCUGCUAUGUAUCCUUCUCCAACGCCCGUCCGUGGGAACUACUCCGAGAGGGUCGCGGCACACACAAAGGCGACGUAUUCAGUGUCGCGCGGAUAGCCGGAAUCAUGGCCGCUAAGAAGACACCGGAUAUGAUUCCCUUGUGUCAUCCGGGAAUUGGAAUCACAGGUGUUGAGGUAGACGUGAAGCUGGUUGAUCCAUCAGAGACCGAGAAACAUGGCUCGAUGCGCAUCCUCGCGACAGUGAGCUGUCUCGGCCGCACAGGGGUAGAGAUGGAAGCGAUGACAGCGACAAUGGGAGCUGCGUUGACCGUCUACGACAUGCUCAAAGCAGUGGACAAGGGAAUGGUGAUCGGAGGAGUGCAGCUUGAAGAGAAAAAGGGAGGGAAGAGUGGGCACUGGAAGCGUGAGAAUGAGGUUGGAGAUGACCGUAGCUAG
Messenger RNA from Aspergillus wentii DTO 134E9, 2112 nucleotides. RefSeq lists its product as uncharacterized. Gene Ontology annotation, biological process: Mo-molybdopterin cofactor biosynthetic process. The transcript is spliced from 2 exons. The coding region runs from base 1 to 2112 and encodes 703 amino acids. Lineage: Eukaryota; Fungi; Ascomycota; Eurotiomycetes; Eurotiales; Aspergillaceae. Gene Ontology annotation, molecular function: cyclic pyranopterin monophosphate synthase activity; 4 iron, 4 sulfur cluster binding; metal ion binding. The record is from RefSeq and is a predicted model, not a curated record.